AACAACAAUAAUUACAAUAAGUUAUGUUAACAGUAUAGUUGUAGACUUGUAAUCGAUAGCUACUACUGUCUACUCCUCUCGCUACAAGGCAAAACAUGCAUUACUGUGUGGAUUGUGGAAAUAAAUGGUAAUAAGUAUAGAUUAAAUCAGAGAGAAUAAUCGUGAAGCAGAAAUUAAUCUAACAUACAAUAUCAUAUAGGUACAAGAAAAAAUUAUUUUUCCAAGUGCAGGUCAAACUGUAGACGCAAUAGCAACACCAUUUGUGGGAAUCAUGGUUGACAAAUUUGGAAAAAAGAAAAAUUGGGUGCUAUUAGGCACUGUGAUGGAAGCCAUAAGUUUUCCGUUAAUAUAUUACGUUUGGAAUCUAUCGAUUUUUGUAACUACUUUGAUAUAUAUUUGCGCAAAAUUAACAUUCCAAAUGGCCUGGGCUCUUGUUCAAAUUUCUCAUUUGUCUUUAAUACCAGAGCUAACUGAUUUGUCUUUGGAGAGAGGCAAAUUAACUUCUAUAAGAUAUGUAUUCACUGUGUCCACAAAUAUUUUAAUGUUCAUAAUUCCUUGGUUAGUGUUUAGAGGUGUACGGAAUAACGGAAAUAUGGGUAGUCUCAUUGGUCCUAACGACUCAGAAAAAUUUCAAAUGUUAGCAUUAAUUGCUACUACAAUUGGAGUGUUUUCUGCGUUUAUUUUCCACGGGCUAUUGAAAAGUCCACGAAAUACCAAUAAGAAAUUGAUGUACAGGCAGAAUCGACAGAUAAAUUUUGAUAAAAUAUUACAAUUUUGUAAAAACGUUCAUCUAUAUCAAGUGGCUAUAGUGUUUACGACUUGUAAGCUGUUGAUAAAUAUAGCUCUGAUCUAUAUACCACUAUUUAUCAACGAAUCGGCUAUUAACGAAUCUGGUACCAUUGCUAGCAUACCGUUGGUGGCGUAUAUUUCUUCUUUGAUCACAUCUAUUGGCGUGGAAUACAUUAAACCAUAUUUUAAAUCUGAUAAAAGAAUGUCCAGUUACUUUAAUCAUAACUCCAAGGUUGAAAAUUUCUCUGGCGAUAUGCACAGUUACAGUGAAUCCGGCUACAACACUUCACAUAAUAAUAGAGUUAAAUACUCUGACAAAAACCGUAUGACUCAAUUUCCGCCACUGUUGGAAACAGAUUUAUCAGAAUGUCCGCGGUCAUUGGACAAACCAUCAUGCUCUUCGCAACAAGAAUCCACAUACACGGAAUGUAACUUUGCUGUUUAUGAUAUGAAAGCACAGCCAGGUUAUAGGCUCCAGCUCCGUGGUAAAAAUUUCAAGCAAUAUUCUCAUAAAGAGAAAAAAGUGGACUUGUCAAAAAAAAUAGCGGAGAUAAAAUUGAACAAUAAUAAAUCUCCCGUUGCCAAAGUCAAUGAAAUUAUGUUGUUAAAAAAACAAACAGUAGAAUAUAAGUGGGUUUCCUUAGAAGGGCAUGGACAUAGUCCAAUUUUUACUAUUGUUGCCAAAACUGGUGAAAUAUCUGCUUUGGGAGAAGGUUCAUCAAAAAAAGAAGCAAAACAAAAUGCUGCUAUUGCUUUAUUGGAUAAAUUAGAUGACAAUGAUGGAAACAACACCAUAACAUCUACCACUUCAAGUAUUACACUUACACAAGAUGAAUAUGACUCAUCAAAGUAUAGUGAUGAGAAAAUUGUAGAUGAAAUAUCAAAAAUAAAUCCUAUUGGUAUGCUGCAGGAGUUGUGCAUGGCUCGUCAUUGGGUGUUACCUAACUAUGAGUUUCCACGUGACGAACACAAUGACACAUAUAAAACUUGGUAUUCCGUGAUAUGUUCCCUUAAGGACUUAAGAUCUGUUGGUGAAGGAAAAACCAAGCAAGCAGCUAAAAGAGAAGCUGCUCAAAUGAUGUUAAACCAAAUAAAAAAUGUUCCUCCACAGAAGAACUCUGAGUAUCCAUUGCCUGCUCAUUUUAUGCUGAGAGACACUGUGGAAAGUAAUGGUUUGGAUUAUACACAUGCUGUGAGUUCUUUGGAGAUAUUCCUUAACCGUUUAAAACAAUCUCAAAAGCAAAGUUUAAGCAAACUAAGGAAUACACAAUCUACAAUUAAACUAAAACAUAAUCCAAUGGAUUUUUUAAGUGAAAUUGGAAAAGAAGAAAAUUUUAGUCUUACAUACAUAAUGAUAAAAAAGGAUCCAUCUGAUGUUGGAAUAGUAGUGCAAUUAGCUGUCACUCCUAUUUUGUUCUUUGUGGGUACUGGUAAGACCGUGCAAGAAGCUCAAGAAAUGGCUGCCUAUGUUGCUCUAUUAUAUAUAAAACUUUUGUUAGAGCAGUAGAACAAUCACAACACUAGUUGACAUAAUGAUGUUACUUACUUAAUACAGUUAGUUGAGUUUAAAAAUACAUAUGAUAUUAAAUAAUAAUGGUAUUCAUUUUUGUAAUUUCCUACACAAUAUGGUCCCCUGAUUUCUAUAACUUAAAUUUAAGAGGAUUUAAAGUAUUUAUUUAUUGUGUGAUUAUAUUUUGUAAUUUACAUACACACCCAUUUUUUGUUUGUUUACACUUUUCCUUUCUUAUAUUAACUUAAUUAAUAAUCAUGAUUUGAUGUAAUAUAUUGUAAGUGUUAACAUUAAAA
Messenger RNA from Aphis gossypii (cotton aphid), 2595 nucleotides. RefSeq lists its product as uncharacterized. Lineage: Eukaryota; Metazoa; Arthropoda; Insecta; Hemiptera; Aphididae. Bases 272 to 2296 code for a protein of 674 amino acids. The record is from RefSeq and is a predicted model, not a curated record. The transcript is spliced from 13 exons.